Lodderomyces margitis is the source of this 783-nucleotide messenger RNA. Its product is annotated as mitochondrial 37S ribosomal protein mS42. Lineage: Eukaryota; Fungi; Ascomycota; Pichiomycetes; Serinales; Debaryomycetaceae. The transcript has a single exon. Gene Ontology annotation, molecular function: metal ion binding; superoxide dismutase activity. Gene Ontology annotation, biological process: superoxide metabolic process. The record is from RefSeq and is a predicted model, not a curated record. The coding region runs from base 1 to 783 and encodes 260 amino acids.
AUGUUUAAACCAAGUCGAAAUAGUCUCUUGAGACAGCUCCGAUCUGUUCAUACAGUACCCAGGUUGGCCAAUCACGAAACAUGGUCAGCUCAAGGAAUACCAGGCCUCUUGUCGCCUCAAGGCUAUUCAACAGCAUGGACUGAUUAUCAAACGUAUUUGUUAACCAACUUGACCUUACUCACCAACGGUACUGCCAAUGAGACGAAGAAACCAUUUGAAAUACUACUCAAUGCUGCUAAACAAACGACUCAACAACAUACGUUCCACUACGCUGCCAUGUCCCACAUGAACCACUUUUUUUUUGAGCAAUUGACAGAUAAGUCGACGUCAAAAUUGAGUAAACCAUCCCGAUUCCUUAUGGAGAAGCUAAUACACCAAGAUAUAUUAGAUGUGGAUGCUUUAAGAACCAAGAUCUUGACCAUGGCGGAAAACGCGUAUGGACAAGGAUGGAUCUACCUCGUUGAAGACAAGACCAAGAAUUUGCAGUUUCUUCAAUGUAAUAACGAAGGAAUGCCCUAUUAUUUUGGUAAACGUCAACAAUUGGAUUUGAAUGGCGGCAUUGAUGAAUUUACAUUCAACAGUUUGGCCAAUUUGCAAACGAGAGCUAGUAAUGAGGAAGUCGCUCAACAACAAGAAGAACAGUAUUUGCCUAUAUUGGCGAUAAAUUAUUGGGAUUAUAUGUAUGUUGAGGAUUAUGGCGUUACGGGAAAGAAUGAAUAUUUAAACAACUUGUGGGAUCAUUUGAAUUGGGAUGUGAUUAAUAAGAGAUUGUUCCAAGUGUAA